This is a messenger RNA of Coregonus sp. 'balchen', 2272 nucleotides long. The record is from the annotation of a GenBank genome assembly. Lineage: Eukaryota; Metazoa; Chordata; Actinopteri; Salmoniformes; Salmonidae.
CCUUUUAUUACGUGCUGUACCAGGGGGUGGCGCUGUGGCAAUUAUUGUCUACCACUUUCGUAACUAGUGGCUCCGCCCAUUCCUCUCUGUUUACAUUACGAAAACACACGACACAGACACACGUGAUUCAGUAAACACGGACAACUUCUCUUGAAAAAAAUAAAAUAUCUUCCAGUUUGAUGAAGCCAUACCAUCUUUCCCUGGCAUUAUUUGCCGCUACACUGUGCCUUUGUGAGAGCUACACUCUCAGGAACUCUUGGGCUGUCGCCUCCAACGACGCCGUGUCGGAGGAGGAGGCCGCCCCCGCUGUGAUAGUGGACAACAGCGGCCUUUGGAAACAGGCAUACCCGCCCUUGGUGUUACAAGAUGGUGCGGAGAAGCCCAAAGAAAGCGGCAAAUCGAAAACCGAGGAUGCAGCGCCCGUGUCCUCUGCGUCCAGGGUGUUCUCCUAUCGGAUGGAGGAGAUGAAAGCGCCCGCCAGUGCCCCCUCACCUCCCCCACACCAGGAGACGGCAAGGACCGCCAGAUACAUGGCCCACUACAGCGACUGGGGACAUCUCGCCACCAUCUCCACUCAAGACAAGGUACAGUACUGCAUUGCAAUUGCUCCAUGAAGCACAUUAUCACUCAACAUUUACUAUCAUGUCUUGUGUUCAGAGAACAGCCAGGUAUAGCCUGUUUGUGUGUGCCUGUGUAUAACAACACGUUUGUGUCGACAGAUAAAGGGCCUUCCUUUUGGGAAUAUCUUCUCGGUCAGUGAUGGCCCGAAGGACAACAGUACAGGAGUCGUCUAUUUCUACGUCACCCCGAUGGACAACACUGUAGCAGACCUGAGAAGCUUCCCAUUUGCCUCUCUCACUUUCUCAGAGGCAGAGGGAGACUUCUGCAGGUAGGACAGAGAGUGACACCCACCUCCUUUUCUUGGGGAGGUAGGUGAAUGGGUGGGGAAUAUUGGGUCCCCAUCCAGUACUAUAUUGAAGUGGCACAGUUACACAUGAUGUUCUGUCUCCCUAGGCAACAGAUGUAUGAUCCUGAAGACCCACGCUGUGCCAGGCUGACUAUGACAGGCAAGAUGGUGGAGGUGAACCCAGAGGAGGUGGAGUUUGCCAAGGAGGCCAUGUUCUCCAGGUGUGUGCACAGUGCACGCUAAUCGCUCAUCCUCCCUGAACAUGUUUUGCGUGUCUGUCCUGUUGUCUCUCACCAGCUCACCAGUCAGUGACUACACAUGUGCAAGACCUGUGUGUAUAAUGCUCUUACUCGACCUCUCUUCCUCCAGACACCCUGUGAUGAAGAAAUGGCCAGUGGAACACAACUGGUUCUUUAUGAAGCUGGAGCUCACCCAGGUCUGGCUCCAGGAUUGGUUUGGAGGGGUGUCACUCAUCCCCCUGGAAGACUACUUCAAAGCCACACCCUACUGAGAUAAACUUUAAUCCACAAUGUAUAUUAUAUCUACUACACAGUGACAGAUACAACACACGUGUACCAAUACAAGACAGGGUGUUAGCUUCUCUGUAUGGCACAACAGCUGUCAUCACAUUCAUCACCACUAACACAUAACAUAAUGGGAGGCUCUAGAUGCUGUAUUUCUGGAAUAUUUGGAAGUGAGAUGGGAAAGAUGAAUAGGGUUUAGACCUUCUCUAGGCGGAGUGUGGUGUUACCACGGCUCAUGCAGAAGUGACAACAAAUGUAAGAUGUCCCCAGUCCCACUAUAUCAUCGAGUUCAAGGGAAAGCUUCUACAGAAUGUUAAUAUACAGACACGUAGAUAUAGAUGCCUAUAAGCAGACACUGGGGAUUGUUCCUUAUUAACACUAGUGUAAAGAUUCUGUUGAAUGUACAGAAUGAUUUAUUUGCUUUGCAGAUGUUGUUUAUCCAAUGCUACCACCAAGCCUUUUCACGUAAUCUUUUGUCCAACAGCUAGACAAUGACAAAUCAAAAACCUACCUAAAACAGUCUCAUGUCUGGUGGACAAUAGAAUGACUCUGAUCUUGAGUUCUGUCAAGUCACAUUUCUAUUUUAUGCUCUGUCAAAUAAUGGUCAUGUUUCCCCAGGCUUUCAAUCGCGGUAUUGAUGCAUUGUCUGUUUUGCCAGUAGCCUAAAGCUGAUAAAGUAUCCAGAUUUUUCAUUUAUUUUUUAAUAAUUGGACCACUGUCAAUUUAGGCAUGAUCCUAAUUAUGCACCGAUCAAGAUGCCUUUUUUUUGUAUUAAAUGCUUUUCAACAAGUAUGUCGUUUGCAAUUGCGGGUUAUUUGGUGGCUGAAAUGUCGUUUUUCCA